UGGCAUCACCAGUGCGCAUCAUACUCGGAAGUGGGCGUGUUGUCGGAAGGAGAGAUUAAAGUGGGUCACCGUAAUCCCUCACAGACUGCUCUAUAUAUUGAAUAUAUUAUGUUAUAUAUAAUAUCAUAUAUAUUAUGUAGUAUCACAGCCUGAGGAAGGAUGGAGACAGAGAACCUCAGCGAGGCGCGGCGGGCACAGAGCCGCGAGACGCAGACCGACUACAUACCACAAGGUCAGGUCCCCCGGUUGUGUCAGGCCAACCUGUUCACCCUCCUCAGCCUGUGGAUGGAAAGGUUCCCCAGAGAGACUUCUGAAGACCACGACCCGGAGGUUCGGCCCUGUGGUCUGGUUGUGGUCCGUGGGGGCCGGGUCAGGGGCCUCCACGUCUCGGGGCCCCUCCUCCAUGCGGGCCAGGAGGCGGUGCUCCGCCAUGGGGGGGCGGGGCUAGAGGGCAGCCAGCUCUACUUCUCCAGACGGCCGUGCUCUGCCUGCCUCAAGAUGGUGGUCAACGCGGGGGUGAUUCAGGUCUUCUUCUGGCCGGGGGACCCGGAGGUCAGCGUGCUCUCGGGUCGCGGUGUGGACCGGUCCCCCGCCCCAGGUCCGGGUGUGGGGCCCAGCCCGGAGGCCCUGCUGGACCUGGGGGCGGUGGAGAGGCUGCGGGCGGGAGGCGGGCCCCCGGUGGUCGUGGCCCUGCGGCCCCUGGCCCCCGGUCUGCCCCAGUACGUGGAUCUGAAGGCCAGGACCUCCGACUUCAUGGAGCGGGUCCAGGAAGACCAGCCGGAGCAGGACGGAGACGAGCUGUUCAGGAGGCAGCGGAGGAGUCACCUCCAGGAGCUGUCCCGGGCGUUCCUGGUCCCGUGUGAGCGGGAGCACCGGGCGGUCCUGGAGCUGCUGGGUCUGGAGGCCUUCUGCCAGGACCCAGACCUCUCUACCCUGAGGAGCAGCAUGCUGCAGCUGGUGGAGCUGCUGGCCUCCGUCAGCGCAGGGCUGCCCCUGCUCCACCACGGCUUCUACUGCGCCGGGGAAGACGCUUCACCCAGGGCCCCGGCGCCCCCAGCAUGGCUCUCUAAGGAGAGUCCAGACGUGGCCCCCAGGGGCCCGGUCCCCCCGCCCGUCUCCCAGGCUGUGGCUCGCCACUGCAUCAUCCAGGCCACGCUGCUGGCCUUCAGGACAGAGGACCCCAAGGUGGGCGUCGGUGCCGUGAUCUGGGCCCAGGCGGAGUUGGACGGUGGGGACGGGACUGGCCGACUCUACCUGGUGGGCUGUGGCUACAACGCCUACCCAGUGGGCUCCCAGUACGCCCAGUACCCACAACUGGACACCAAACAUCCGGACCGUGGGAGGACCAAGUAUCGAUACAUCAUCCACGCUGAGCAGAACGCCUUAACCUUCAGGAGCCGGGAGGUGUGCCCCAGACAGCGGCUCCUGCUCUUCGUCACCAAGUGCCCGUGUGACGAGUGUGUUCCUCUGAUCCGGGCGGCGGGCGUGACUCACGUCUUCACCUCGGACCAGGACGCCGGCAAGGACAAGGGGGACAUCUCCUACCUCCUCUUCAGGGGCCCCAUCGGGCCCUCCAGGCUGACGUGGCAGAAACGCCCCCUGCUGUCCCCCAGCCUAACCAAUGGUUGUGUUGGAAAGCGCCGCAGAUCCCCCAGCAACCAGGAUCACCACGACGACAAGAGACUCUGUAUCCCAGACAUGACCCCUGACCUCUCCUCCCCCCUCCCCCCCCCACCUUAGGAAGGUGGAGCUCAAUCUCUCUCCACCUCUCCUCCAUCAGGACCCCCACCUCUCCAUCAGGACCCCCACCUCUCCUCCAUCAGGACCUCCACCUCUCUUCCCCUUGGAGGACCUUAUGAAGGUGGAGCUCCCCCUCCACCUCUCCUCCGUCUCCUAACUGAAGUGGAUAGCUGGACCUUCUGUAACUGAUCUUGCCCACUUUACUUGAAGGCAUCUCUUCCCGUUGAGUGUGGAUCAAAACAUUGAGAAGAAUAAGAAUAAGAACUAUAAUCACUAGAGCUGUAAUACUUAUUCACUUAUUCACCGUAUCACAAGAAGGUUUUUAGAAUACGUUAGAUUGUUUAACAUUUUAAGUGUCAACUAUUUUUGUGGUGGAGUGCUGCUGCAGAGAAGUGAAACCAGGGUGGCCAACUUUGAGACUUUGGCUGGAGUAA
This is a messenger RNA of Gadus macrocephalus (Pacific cod), 2174 nucleotides long. It is a transcript of the gene cdadc1, whose product is annotated as cytidine and dCMP deaminase domain containing 1. NCBI's taxonomy places the organism in Eukaryota, Metazoa, Chordata, Actinopteri, Gadiformes, Gadidae. Gene Ontology annotation, molecular function: dCMP deaminase activity; zinc ion binding. The coding region runs from base 160 to 1740 and encodes 526 amino acids. Gene Ontology annotation, cellular component: cytoplasm. The record is from RefSeq and is a predicted model, not a curated record. The transcript has 11 exons. Gene Ontology annotation, biological process: dTMP biosynthetic process; dUMP biosynthetic process.